GGGCUCUGCUUCCCCCUGCACCCUUUCCUCCGGGAGUACCUCCGGUUCGUGGGUCUGGUCCCCUGCCAGCUGACCCCGAACAGCCAUUCUUACAUUACUGGCUUCCUCCAGCUCUGCAAAUCCCGGGGGGUGACGCCUAGCCUGGACCUUUUCUUCCAGAGCUUCAAUCUGUGCCGGGGGGCAUGCGAAUGCCGAGGGCUUCGCAAACUUGCAGCAGGUGGCCAUGUUCAAGCUCUUCACUGAGGCGCCCUCCUCGAACAAAGGGUGGAAGGACCGGUGGUGCUACGUGAAGCUGACCGAGAGCCCCUUCCCGAGGGAGUUGCGCGACCGUUUCAGGAGGCACGAGAAGAGGAGGAGCGCCGCCCUCGAGAAAGACGGCAGGAUUCUGGCCAUGAUCCCGGAGGGCCGGGACAAGAACAUCACCAUUAAGGAGUGCACCAAGGAGGGAGAUCUCUACACCCUCGGGUUCCGGCGGUAUCGCUUCCUGGGGGAAACAUAUGAGAAGUUCUCGGUGUUCGAGGGAGCCUCCGGAGGUAUCCCAGUGAAUAUGAUGAACGUCAAAGGCCUUGGCUGAUUCAAGAACAAGCCGGCCAAGGAUCCGAAGGGGUCGGACGCGGGUGGCCAAAAGCCCGUCGGUGCGCUUUUCAAGAAGCCCGAGGGAGAUGCUUCUGCCGCGAAGAGGAAACCGACGGCAAAGGAGUCCCCCCAGGCCACCAAGAAAUCGAAGAAGGGGGACGCUGUGAAGAAGGACCCCCCGGUGGUGAUUGUGGAUGACUGCCCCGCCUCCGGGGUGCACGAGGAGAUGCCGGUGGCAAAGGUGCCGAGGGGUGUCCGGGAACCAUCUCUUGAGGUCCUUACGCUCUCCCUCCCGGCUGGUACGCCCGUGUUGAGUGGUACGGCUGACCCGAGGGCGCUUCUGAGAGGUAUAACCCUCGACAUUGACAGGGCAGCCCUCGGGGCCGAUGAUGACCAAUCCCUCGAGGACAGGAUCCUCCGGUCUUCCCUCACGACCUGCAUUGCCCUCGGGGAGCAGGCCCGACGACUGGAGGAAUGGCGCCUCCACAAAGUUGGGCAAGACGCAAAGAUGAAGGAGCUAAUUCUCAAGGACUCCAAGGCCACGAAGAUGAUGGCCCAGCUUGAAGAGGACCUCCAGCUUGCGAGAGCGGAGGCCGGAAGGCUUAGGGAGGAGAAAGCCAAAGCUGAGGAGGCUGCUGCGGAAGCCGCAAGGAAAGCCGCCGAGGAGGCCGAGGCCGCCAGAACGAAAGCUGUCGUCACAGCCCGGGAGGAGGCCAUCUCCGGGUUCCUGGAUGGGGGGUGGAAGGCCGAAGGACACAAGGAGUGGUUGUCCUCGGUUGUGGAGGCCUCCGUCGAUGAGUGGUGCGAGGACCCAGGAGAGGAAUGGAUGGCCCGAAAGGGCAAACAAUAUUAUGAUGGGGGCGAGUUUUUCACCCAAGCCCUCAUCUAUCGGAGGAUGGCUCGCCAGUUGAAGAUUGAGCCGAAGGACUUCGACCCGGCGGCAUACGGGCUUCCCCCCCUUCAGCCAGACAUCCGUGUUCCUCUCCCCUCCGAUGUCGAGAGGCCAGACCUGGAGGAUACUGAGCUCCGGAAGGAAGCCGAUGGUGACGAACCUGAGGCCGAUGCAGAGGUCACUUCGAAGCCAUCGGAGGAGGCGGCCCCCGGGAAUGACGUUGUUUGAUUUGUAAUUUGUACUUAGCAAUUUGAACACACUUUGUAAUGGUCACAUUCUUAUGCUUUCGGCCCCGGCCAUCAUUGUAACAAUCACAUUUACUCUUUUUUGAUGAUUGAUGAAUGUUAGCCCUCGGGCCUUGUGUAUUUGACUUGCUUUCUUUAAUUUAUUUCCUCUCG
This is a messenger RNA of Cuscuta europaea, 1866 nucleotides long. Lineage: Eukaryota; Viridiplantae; Streptophyta; Magnoliopsida; Solanales; Convolvulaceae. The record is from the annotation of a GenBank genome assembly.